Andrographis paniculata is the source of this 3430-nucleotide messenger RNA. Its product is annotated as pentatricopeptide repeat-containing protein At2g17140. The transcript has 2 exons. The record is from RefSeq and is a predicted model, not a curated record. Lineage: Eukaryota; Viridiplantae; Streptophyta; Magnoliopsida; Lamiales; Acanthaceae. The coding region runs from base 173 to 2734 and encodes 853 amino acids. Gene Ontology annotation, molecular function: protein binding.
ACUGCCAUCCAUGGGUUCUCUCUGCUAACUCUGGCCUUCUUCGUACAACGACCACUGACUGCUUCAGCUCGUCGUGUUUCCGUCGCCUCCUUUCUACCAAUCAAUCUCACUGGAAGGAACGUUCGUUCUUAUAUCUCAUAAUGAUGUAGACAUCACAUAUACGAAGCACUCAAUGGAACGUUCCACAGGGAUGGUCAAAAUGCUUAUGAAGAACUCCAACGAUCCUCACCUCGCAUGGAUGCUCCUCAAGCGUACUCUCGAUUCUUCCGACACUAGUUCCAUCUGCUGUUCCGCACCUCGAAUCAUUCCCAUUCUCGUCCGCGCUGGAAUGUUCUCCGAGAUCAACGCACUCCGCGAUCAUCUCCUACGUCUACCCGUGCCGCAAUAUAAACUUCUGUAUUCAAUUGUGAGGGUUUUAGCCAGCGAAGGCCACAUUCACAAGGCCAUGUCCCAUUUCCAAUACUUUCGAGCCCAAUCACCGCACACGCCCCCAAUUUCACUGUACAAUUUACUUAUCAAAGCUUCGAUCAAGGAAAAUUGCACUGAUUUCAUGUCGUGGCUGUAUAAAGACAUGACAAUUUCGAAGGUACGCCUGGAAACAUAUACUUUCAACCUAUUGAUUACUGCAUUGUGCGAUUGUGGUUUGUUGGAGUAUGCACGAGAGGUGUUCGAUAAAAUGCGCGAGAAAGGAUGUGAGUCGAAUGAGUACAGCUUUGGAAUUUUGAUCCGUGGGUAUUGUAGGCUAGGGUUUGGCUGUAAAGCUUUGGAGCUUCUUGAUUUAAUGAGGAGGACAGCCGUUACUCCUAAUAUGGUUAUAUACAACACACUGAUUAGUUUUUUCUGUAAGAAAGGAGAUAAUGAUGAAGCAGAGAGAUUAGUGGAGAUGAUGAAAGAUGAUGAUCUAACCCCAAAUAUUGUUACCUUUAACUCUAGAAUUUCUGCUCUUUGUAAAACAGGGAAGAUUUUGGAAGCCUCGAGGAUAUUUACAGAUAUGCAAGUGGAUGAGGUAUUGGGCUUGCCCAAGCCUAAUUCGAUCACAUAUAACUUGAUGUUGGAUGGGUUUUGUAGGGAGGGAUUGUUGGAAGAAGCAGAGGCUCUGGUUCAGUCCAUGAAAAGAGACCGGUUUUUCUCAACUUUGAAUAGUUAUAACACAUGGUUACGGGGUAUGGUAAGGAAUGGGAAGCUUUUGAAGGCUGAAAUGAUCUUAGAAGAGAUGGCAGAUAUUGGCGUGGAACCGAAUAUUUACUCGUACAAUAUUUUGAUUGAUGGGCUAUGCAAACAUGGCAUGCUUGUGGAUGCUAGGAGAAUUGUUGCUUUGAUGAAAUCUUGUGGAUGUUUUCCUGAUGUGGCGACAUAUAGCACAAUGCUGCAGGGAUAUUGUAGGAAAGGAAAGUCUGCGGAGGCCAAUAUAAUUCUGAGUGAGAUGAUUAGGAGUGGAUGUUUACCGAAUAGUUACACGUGCAAUAUUCUGCUGUGUAGCUUGUGGAGAGAAGGUAAAACAGAAGAAGCGGAGAGAUUAUUGCAAAAGAUGAAUGGAGGCGAAGGAUUGGAUAUGGUGAGCUGCAAUACUGUUAUUGAUGGGUUAUGUAGAUCUGGAAAGGUCGAUAAAGCUGUUGAAAUCGUGGGUGAAAUGUGGAAUCAUGGAAGUGCUGCUCUCGGGAACUUGGGUAACUCGUAUAUCGGUCUAGUGAAUGAACACAGGAAAAAAUGUUUGCCUGAUCUGAUUACGUAUUCAACUGUCAUUAAUGGUUUAUGCCGAGAUGGUUUGCUGGAGGAAGCCAAAAGCAUGUUUGUUGAGAUGUUGCGGAGGAAGAUAUAUCCUGAUUCAACCAUAUACGACAUUUUUGUGCACCACUUGUGCAAGAGGAACAAGAUAUCAGCUGCAUUUCAGGUUCUUAAAGACAUGGAGAAGAAGGGCUGCGACAAAACAUUACGAACUUAUAAUUGCUUGAUAUCUGGACUAGGUCGUAACAAUCAAAUAUUUGAAAUGUUUGGCCUAAUAGAUGAGAUGAAAGAAAGAGGGUUAUCCCCUAAUGUAUACACUUACAACAUCGUUCUGCACUCUUUAUGUGAGGGAGAUAAAAGUGACGAAGCAGCUUUUGUUUUAGAUGAGAUGCUGCAGAGGGGAAUCACACCUAAUAUUACUUCCUUCAAGCUGCUAAUCAAAACCUUUUGCAGGACAGGGGAGUUUAGACCCGCGCAGGAUGUGUUUGAGACUGCUAUCAGUAUCUGCGGUCACAAGGAAAUACUUUAUAGUUUGAUAUUCAACGAGCUGACUGCUGGAGGGGAAAUCUUGCUUGCAAAGCAGCUAUUUGAAGCUGUAUUGAGCAGAAAUUUUGAACUGAGUAAUUUUCAUUACAAGGAUCUUGUUAAUGCGCUAUGCAAAAAUGGCGACUUAGAAUCUGCGCAUGAGAUUCUAAGAAAAAUGCUGCAGAGUGAAUGCAAAUUUGAUCCUGCAGCUUUUAUGCCCGUCAUUGAGGAGUUAGAUAAACAGGGAAACAAACAUGAGGUUAAUGAACUUACUGAAAGAAUGCUGGAGAUUGGUUCGGAAGUGAAUGGGGAAGAUAAGGUUCCUAGAAAAAUGAUGGGGUUAAGUCAUGGUAAAAAGGGAAGUGAUUGGCAAAGUGUUGUGCACAGAGAUGAUGGGAGUGGGAUGGCCAUGAAAACUAUGAAGCGUGUGCAGAAAGGGUGGGGUUAUGGAAACUUAUCACUUUCCCAUCUGAGCCAGAAUUGAGAUGCUGCUGCUUUUGGUGAUCGAUCUGAUUCUGAGAUGGUUGUUGUGCGGUAAGGCCAGAUCAGUGACACUACAGAUCACAGCACUGUGCCGACAUGACAAUAAGUUUAAAUUGGAAUUAUGUCUGUGUUACAAGUCGAAACACCAGAGGCAGAGGCAGAGCAGGAUAUGGAUAUAUGGUUUGGUUCAAUAUUUCUGAUAAACCUUGUCCUGGUUGAGCUGCCAUGCCUGUGCUUAUAAAGAAAGAAAUCCAGCUUUUCAUUAGCAGAAGACAUUAAGUGAAGGGCAAUCCACACUGUCCUAACAAUAGUGCAGUUGUUAACUGUAAUUAGAGGUACAUUCAAUCCAAUUGUUUAUAGAUAUUAAGGUUAUUUUAGUUAUUGACGAAAUACAUUUGUUUUAUAUUUAAUGUAUUGUUGAAAUGCGGGUAAUACAAGGUGAUAUUUCAUUCGAUUGGGCACUGGUAAUAUGCUGGGCGAAGGCAGCACACAACCUUUCUAGUUUGGGUAUCUGCUAUUCGAGAAAGCUUAUGUUACUUUCUAGCUGUGUGGAGUAUGGGUGUAUUGUUCCUUUCAAAGUGUUGGUUACUAUGUUUGUGAUACUUGACUUGGUUUACGUAGCGUUCACUAUAACGUUGUAUUUGCUCUUAGUUGAUUCAUGUGUUGAUUGCUUCAUUUGAUCCUUUCAGAUCUAUGA